UUUCAACCUGAGUAAUUCUAUGAAAUGCAGACAACAAUCCCAUUUGUAUUUUUUUCUAGACGGACAGCAGAGCAUGCUUCUUUUAUUUAAUUCUGCAAGGCUGGAGGUGCUGCCGAUGGGAAAUCAAAAUGGAGCUGUAGCUGGAGUUAGAAAAAAGCACAGUGCAUCCAGCUGUUAUUCAGGGUCUUUCAUGAAACUGGCAUCCAAGGAGGCUUCCAAAACCUUCCGUCUGCUGCCAUGUCGGCUUCCUGCUUUGUGGGAGUGGCACAUGGAGGAAUUCCCUGAGCCUCGACCCUCUGCCUUGACGAGAUCCAAGUCUAACAAAUUGUCACAGGUUACCUAGAUUUACCUGUGGCCAUGACAGGGGCAGCCACCAUGGAAUCCACCAGGGCACGCUGGCAGUCCUAUGGGCGGUGCAGGGGAAAGGCAUUGUGACAUCACAGAGCAGGGCGUGCCAUCAGACUUAGUCAUGUCACGCUGGCAGCCUCCCCCAGCUCAGACUCGUGGAGCAGCCGCUCCGUCCUGGUGGUCACAGCUGGAGCUCUGCUCUGGGUGACAGCCAUUUGUGCGUUGAGAUUGUUCUUUGCGAGAGAUCAGGAUGAAUCUCAGCCUGGCUCUCCUGCUGGCCAUGGCUCUGACCAUGUCUCCAUUUGUGGGACAUGGCUCUGGCUAUGCCAGCUAUCUCAGCUGGGUCUGGAAUCGGGACCCAAAAGAGAAUGUUCCUGAGGAGCAGCAUCCGGUGGAGACCAAGACCCUGACCUCCACUUGGCCCUGCUGGUUUGGCCUGACCUCCUGCCCUGUCAGGACGGAGGACAGGAAGAAAACCCAGGUACUUCCUCAGGAGCAGCAUCCAGUGGAGAACAAGAUCCUGACCUCCACUUUUUUGUGUUGGUUUGGCCUGACCUCCUGCCCUGUCAGGGUUGAGGACAGGAAGAAAAACCAGGUACUUCCCCACGAACAGCAUCCAGUGGAGAACAAGAUCCUGACCUCCACUUGGCCAUGUUGGUUUGGCCUGACCUCCUGCCCUGUCAGGGUUGAGGACAGGAAGAAAAAUCAGGUCUUUCCUCAGAAGCACCAUACGGAGGAGACCAAGAGCCAGACCUCCAGCUGGCCCUGUUGGUUUGGCCUGACUUGCACCAAGGGAAAUGAGGGCAGGAAGACAAAUCAGGUCAUUGCUGAGAAGCAGCGUCUGGUGGACACCAAGAAAAGGCUCUCCACAUGGUCCUGCUGGUUUGGCCUAACCUCCUGCCCCGUAGCAACUGAGAGCAGGAAGACAAACCAGGCCCGUCCUGAGGAGCAGCAGAUGAAGACCAAGAGCCAGACCUCCACCCAGCCCUGCUGGUUUGGCCUGAUUUCCUGCCCCAUCAAGAUGGAAGACCGGCAGAACAACCAGGUCCUUACCAAGGAACAGCAUCCAGCGCAGGCCAAGAUCCUCACCUCCUUCUGGCUCUGCUGGCUUGGCCUGGACGUCUGCCCCAAAAUCACAAAGGGUGGCAAUAAGAACCAGGUCCUUCCCAGCGAGCAGGAUCCAGUGAAAACCAAGAUCCUGACCUCGUACUGGCCCUGCUGGCUGGGUCCUUCCCAGUGCCCUAAAUGGGUCUGGUUCAGAGGCAGCAAGGCCUACGUUCCACAGGGCCCAAAGCAGCAGUCCCUGAACACCAAGCAGAAGGCCUACAGCUUGCCUGGCAUCCUGGGACACCUUUGGGACUAUUUUGUGCUAGGAGGGAGAACCUGGCUCAUUACAGAUGCCUUGAUAACUGUCUGCAUUGUCCAGCUCCUGAAGAAUGCCUUUUUCCUUUGGAGAAGAUUAAGAACUGGGGAACAGGGACCGGGAGAUACAGACUCAGAUUCCUCGGAAACUGAGUGGGAUGAAGUGGACAACAUGGAUCUUAACGACUUGCUCCAUGGGAUUGACGCCGAACUUGACAAAAUGGUGCGAUAUUUAACGAUCCUCAGGCAGCGCCACCAGAAUCCAUUCAGGUGCCAGCAGAGCAUCAAUAUGAUGGAUGUCGACGGGGAUUGUUAGAGACCCUCCGCAGACUCCUCUUGAAGCUCAACUCAUGACCUGAAGAAUGUUUAGAAAGAUUCCAAGUGCUGCAUAAUUCAAACUGAUCCAGUUUCCUCCUUCCACCCUGCUCUGCAGUCAGCAACGAGAGACAUCAUUUUAUUUUCAUUCUUUUAUUUUUUUGUUGCUUUUUCCCUUCAUAUACAGUACUUAAAAAACGAGAUCACCUUCACAUCAGUCAUGUACCAUAUUUAUUAACAGGGAAAAAAAAAAUCCACAAGGAAUUAUCUAGGUUUCACUCAAGACUGAUUUACAGGAUAAAUAAUUGUUUCCUAUUACAUUAAAAAAAACCAACCAACUAAAUGACAACAAACUAAAUAAAUUAAUUAACUUAA
Messenger RNA from Coturnix japonica (Japanese quail), 2400 nucleotides. RefSeq lists its product as uncharacterized. Lineage: Eukaryota; Metazoa; Chordata; Aves; Galliformes; Phasianidae. The record is from RefSeq and is a predicted model, not a curated record.